UCAUACUGUGUAACAAUAGUUGACAGAUAACUCAUGUUGUAGAGUUACAUUUAAUUUAAUUAAUUAAUUUGAUGAUACAAUUCUACUUGUUUGAAUAUAUUGUAAUGGUAAAGUAAAGGCUUAUUUUUUUAUUAUUCAAUCUACAUGGUGAUGGUAUUCAUUAUAUUUAACAUCAUUGUUUAACAUGAUUUAAGUAAGAGAAUUUUUUUUUAAAACUUGUAAAAUGUGUCUUUUCAUUCUCACAGAAACAGGGCCACAGAAGUUCUUUGUAAUUGAUGAACCAAUGAAGUGGCUUCAGGCUCAGAGCUACUGCAGAGAACAUCACACUGACCUGAUCAGUGGAAUCACACACAUCAAUGAGUUCAAGAAACAGAAUGUCUCUUCUGACUUGUGGAUCGGCCUGUUCAGAGACACCUGGAGUUGGUCAGAUGGGAAGAAUUUCUCUUUCAGACACUGGGAUCCGGACUCAUUUGAAGAAGAAGCCUCAAAGACUUGUGCUAUGACUACGCCAAAUGGAAAAUGGAGCUCCGACAUCUGCGCAAAUCAAAAACCCUUCUACUGCUAUGACGACAAAGUGAUCCUGAUCAAUGAGAGUAAGACUUGGGAUGAGGCCCUGACUUACUGCAGAGAGAAGCACCAUGACCUGGUCUCCAUCACUGACCGUCACCAGCAGAGAUGGGUCCAAGAGAAAGCCAAGAUGGCCGACACUGAGUUCGUCUGGCUGGGAAUGCGCUACACCUGCACUCUGGAUCUGUGGUUCUGGCUCAUUGAUCGUCUGGUCUGCUAUCACAACUGGGCCCCAGACCAAAUGGAUAUGUGUGGCAUGGCUGGAGUCAUGGAGAGAGAUGGAAAGUGGUACAAAAAGGCUGACCAUAAAAAGUUUCAUUUCAUCUGCGCUAAGUAAACCCAUUGUAUAUUUACUGCAACAAGCUCACUCUUCUCUAAUAUGUAUCUGCUCUCUGGGUUUAUUGAAUGGAUCUAGUUCAAAUAUAGAAAUCACAUCCUGAAGAGGGGAGAAACUAAAUUACCAACAGAUGAUUAAACUGAGGAUUAGAAAUUGAGAAAAAGGGGUGACACUAAAUGUAACAUUUUUUUGCCUCUGUGAACAUCUGAAUUAGUUUAUGAUGUGGACUUGUUGUAGUAGUUAUUGAUAUAAUGCAUGUAUAUGUAUCCUCUUAAAGUAUGAAACCUGUAAUCUUCAUUUGAAUUGUUGUCUUUUAUGUUUAUGAGGAAAAAUAUAUAAAAAGACAAAUCUAUAAUGUUUUGCUUUUCAUAAAUAUUUUACAUUAUGGUUGAAAUGUGGUGAUGGUUAUAAUAUGUGUAUCACUAUUGUUGUCAUAUUUACCUUUGUGGAGUUUUAACUGGAUGUUUAAUUGUCUAAAACUGAAUAAACGACCUGACCCAAAAACAA
Messenger RNA from Gymnodraco acuticeps, 1411 nucleotides. Its product is annotated as C-type mannose receptor 2-like. The record is from RefSeq and is a predicted model, not a curated record. The transcript has 2 exons. NCBI's taxonomy places the organism in Eukaryota, Metazoa, Chordata, Actinopteri, Perciformes, Bathydraconidae. Bases 224 to 904 code for a protein of 226 amino acids.